UUCGCUUGUGGCUAGUCGCACUGUCGGCAGGUGGAGUCUCUUCUUGGUGCGCACUGAUUAACCGCCCACUAUCCUUGCCGAGGAUAAAAAUGUGACAAGAUUCAUUUUCAGCAUCAAACCCUGCUGUUGUAACAUUCUAGAUAUGACUAGCUCCAACAAAUCCGCUGUGGACAUUGCGCACGUCUACAGGGGGACGUUUGUGCACUCCACCGAUCACACAGUCGUGGAAAUUCUGGAGGAUAGGCUUCUGGGAGUGGACACAGAGGGGAAGAUUGCCUUCAUUGGGAGUGGGCAGGAAGUCGGCAGUCUGUCACAGAAGUGGGGGUUUGAGGCCUUGGCUGUUACACAGCUUGGACAGUAUGAGUUCUUCAUGCCAGGGAUGGUGGACACCCACAUCCACGCGUCUCAGUACAGCUAUGCAGGCACUGCCCUGGACCUGCCCCUGCUACAGUGGCUCAACACGUACACCUUCCCAGUGGAGGCCUGCUACAAAGACUUGGCGUUCGCCCGCAACGUCUACACCCAUGUCGUGAAAAGAACCCUGAGAAACGGUACCACUACGGCUUGUUACUUUGCCACCAUACACACUGACGCUUCUCUCCUGCUGGGCCAAAUCGCAAAUGAUUUUGGACAGCGUGCCCUUGUGGGCAAGGUGUGUAUGGAUACAAACAACUUUGUCCCACAUUACAGAGAGACGCCAGACGAGUCCCAUGACGAAACCAACAGGUUCAUUAGUGAGAUGUUGAAGAAGAAGUACCCCCUUGUAAUGCCAGUGGUGACCCCGCGCUUCGCCCUGUCUUGCUCUGCUGCCCUGCUGGGUCACCUGGGAGAGAUCGCCAAGAAUAACCACCUGCACAUCCAGAGUCACAUCAGUGAGACGAAGGAGGAGGUGAAGCUGGUGAAGGAACUGUUCCCAGACUAUGACUCCUACACAGACGUCUACCACAAACACAACCUUCUCACUGACAAGACUGUGAUGGCUCACGGUUGUCACCUAACCGAUGAAGAGCUGAAGCUGUUCAGAGAGAAAGGGGCGUCCGUCGCUCACUGUCCCAAUUCCAACAUCUCGUUGUGCAGUGGUAUGCUAGAUGCCCGCAGGGUUCUGAACCACAAAGUAAAGCUGGGGCUGGGCACAGAUGUGGCAGGAGGCUACUCUCCCUCUAUGCUGGAUGCUGUGCGGAGAACAUUGGAUACCUCUAAAGCCUUGACCAUCCAGGACCCCCAGUACCAAACGCUCACCUUCGAGGAGGUCUUCAGACUGGCCACACUGGGAGGCAGCCAAGCCCUGUCCCUGGAUGAGCAUACGGGAAACUUUCAGGUAGGGAAAGACUUUGAUGCUCUGCGGGUGAACACGGCCAUAGCAGGAGGACCCAUUGAUCUCAUCAACCACGGAGAGGGGCCUAAGGUGCUCCUGGAGAAGUUCUUGAAUUUGGGGGAUGAUCGGAACAUUGCUGAGGUGUACGUGGCAGGGAAGAGAGUGGUCCCAUUCGUGGAAACAACAUAGACAUAGGUUUGGUUGCUGGAUUGUUGUCAUCUUGUUACCAUCUGUCUGAACCCUCUACCAGUUUACCUGACUGCUGUUGUAACAGGACAGGAGGUGAUUAGGAAAAUGUAUUCAACGAGAGGGAUUAUUACUGUAUAUACAGUGUGUGUGUUUUCAAUCAUCUAGUGUAAUUAGAUACUGUUAAAUUCAAUGGAUGAUAUUGCUGCUCAUCGUGAAGUUCAGAGUGAAUCCUAUGUUGUCAUACUUAUGUCGUAACCCAAAGAACAUCAUUGUCUGUUGUUUUUGUUAUUUCAAAGUUGAGGGAAAUGUGUGUGUUUAUGAAUGUAGGUUUAUUCAAUUCAAGUAACUUUUAUUUCCUGAGAGGGACCUUCAUCUAUGGUGAAGGCUUGAUAUUAACAAGAUAUAUAACAACACAGCAACAUAGAACACGAAAACAUGUGCGGUAUAAUAGAUUAGAUGCAAUCAUAGGCCAUAUACAAACACAAAUAAAAAUGUCAAGGGUUGAAGAGUUUGAUGGAUGAUGGCACAAAACUAGAAGCUGCUCUCUUAGACUUUGUAUGCCAGAGAUCUAUGUAUCUCUGCGCCAGGAGGGAAAGGGAGUUGUACUGGUCCAAGAUUUAUCUCCGUGUGUAAGGUCCAAAGCUAUUUGUUCCCCCUAUUAGCUUUGCAUUUGUCCGGAUUUUACAGCAUCCUUGACUUCGUCUCGGGCCUAACAACACAAGUGCCAAUAUAUCCUCCAAACACCGGUUUCUCUGGCAUUAUCACUUAACGGUCAUUAUUCUGCAACUGCUGUUCCACGCUACAGUGCUGAGUUUAGCAAAAAAGGCUACAGAGUAUCUGCAUGAUUUUAAGUGAAAAUGUGUCUCUUUUGUUUGUAACGCAUUUCGAGAGUUUUCACACCUGGAGGCAAAGGUUUUAACACAUUAUUGAUAGUGGCUCCAGGAUAAAGUGUAGGGUUAUAUGAAAAUAUAGAGGCUGAACACUGCAAACAGCAUAGCUUUAAAAUGAUUUUGUUCAAGCAAACAUUCCUCCAAGCCAGAUAUUUUCCCCGUCUCACUCACACACAGAUCUACUGCACUGUAGACCCAUCUGUGUGUGACAGAUGACAAGCUAGAAGUGACCAUGUCCAUUUGACAGCCUACCAUAGCACAAUGUGGGAUGUCUGUCAUAGACAGGUCCACUAUAAAGACUACAGAGAUUCGAGUUUCUGGUCCACAGCAAACACAUCCCAUUAUUUAUCAGAAUUGUCAGCUGUGUUUAAUUUGAGCCGGAUACUGCUGGAACAGGAGUACCUUCCUUCUUCAAGAGGUCACCAAUGAACCUAGAGCAACACACAAAACCGUUUUGGGACUGUUUCGUUCUGGAACCUAUUUGGCUGGAUCGCAAUAAUUAAAAUACAAAAUGUCAAAGUAGCCUGUCAUUACGAUCAUUUAUGCGGAAUUAAAACAGAUUCUGCCAAAGUCUCCAGUUGUGUAAAAUGACUGAGGUAAAGUUUCAAGUUGGAUAUUCGACAGAUAUUCGCGCUUUCAAACCUCAAUAGCUUUCAAACCACUUGAGCCACCGAUUCAAAAUAAGUGUCAUGAUGUUGGAAAAAUUGCACACAUUGCGCAGGUCUUAUUUUCACGAUUUGGCCAUUUUAAUCCGUUUUCCAAAGCUAAAAAAAAAACACGGAAAUGUGAGCAGGAUUUUGUAUUCCUAGUUUACAUUUGAAUUUCAAUAGCUCCUUGGUCAUGUGACCUACUUGACUCAAACAAGGUUCAGAUUGUCCACUGACUACCCUUCUAUAUUGCACACCCUUUGGUUGGUUCAUUUUCAUCUCACACGUGGACAUUCUGAAGUUCGUUUGAGUCCAGUAGGUCACAUGACCAAGGAGCUAUUGAAGUUUUAAAUUCUGAAAACUUCAUGUAAAAUCGAGUGAGAUGAAAUUGGACAAACUAAAGGGUGUGUGAUGUGUAGGCCCACUGAGUGUACAUUCUGAACCUUGUUUGAAGUCAUGAUCAAAGAGCUAUUGAAAUGUUAAAUGUUAAAAUUCACGAUGAGCAGCAUUGCACACCCUUUAGUUUGUCCAUUUUCAUCUCACUUGAUUUUACAUUAAUUUUUCAGAAUUUAAAACUUCAAUAGCUCCUUGGUCAUGUGACCUACUGGACUCAAACGAACUUCAGAAUGUAUAUUGUAUAUUGCACACUCUUGUUUGUGUACUGUAAAAUCACGCAGUGUAACGUACAUUUUUCAUAGUUUUACAUUUCAAUAGCUCCUUGGUCAUGUCAAUUACACACCUAAGAAUUGUGCAGUGAGUAUACACCCAUAUCGCAUAACCUCUAGUCAUGUAUCUUCUAUAUUGUCAAUUAAUAUUAGUUUGACAAUUAGGGGGUUCAGUCCAGUGUUGUGUUUACCCUUUUAUUUAAUAUCUAUCUAUAAUAAUUGGUAGUUCUAAGUACUUAUUUUCCCAGUUUUUUAUUUUGCCGCAGUAUUUAACAGCGGUACACAAUAGGAGAGAGACGGAUAAUAUCUAUUUAACAGCGGUACACAAUAGGAGAGAGACAGAUAAUAUCUCCUUUCAUCGUUAAUAUCAACCAUAAAGGAAAAUGGCAAAGUACGAGAGUCAUUGUCCAAAGCAGGGAUGGAGAGUGAGCUAUUGCGGUAGGCUGCACUGGGUUUGCUGGGCAAUACAUAUACUGAACAUGUAACCACAGUAAUGGUGGCCAGAAAAUCAAUGAAUAAAACAUGUUAUAUUGACAAAUUAAACAAAGUGUAGAUCUUUAAUCUUCUCCAACAUGUCAAGAGACACUUUACUUCACAUAAGUACAAAACAUUUCACAGUGUUAACUGUCUCUUUAUCCCUGGUUGAUGUACAUUUCAGAGCCUCUUCAGUGUGGAUGGGGUAUAGCAUAUAUUUUCAACAAUAAAGACUGCACUGACAGUUUGUGUUGUUUACUCUGUUGAACUCUUUUGUCUUCAUUCCUAGUUACAGCAUAUGGAACCACCGUUGGUAAGCAAAACAUUCAAUCUAAAACAAAACAAAGUGUAACACGUUAUAAAUAAUGUCAAAUAUCAAUGCAGUACGACGAAUGACGAAUUAGCCAUCCAUUGUAUUAUAUCAUAAAUUGUCUUACAUGCCAUCACCGUUGUCAGAAACAUGUUAAAUAAAGUUACUAACCCAGUCAGUCUGAGCCACAUCCAGGUUUUUUU
Molecule: messenger RNA, 4693 nt
Organism: Oncorhynchus mykiss (rainbow trout)
Lineage: Eukaryota; Metazoa; Chordata; Actinopteri; Salmoniformes; Salmonidae
Gene: gda
Product: guanine deaminase
Biological process (GO): guanine catabolic process
Cellular component (GO): cytosol
Molecular function (GO): guanine deaminase activity; zinc ion binding
Source: RefSeq, a predicted model, not a curated record